Molecule: messenger RNA, 3028 nt
Organism: Abrus precatorius (Indian licorice)
Lineage: Eukaryota; Viridiplantae; Streptophyta; Magnoliopsida; Fabales; Fabaceae
Product: chloroplastic group IIB intron splicing facilitator CRS2-B, chloroplastic-like
Exons: 8
Coding region: 2150-2935 (261 amino acids)
Molecular function (GO): peptidyl-tRNA hydrolase activity
Source: RefSeq, a predicted model, not a curated record
AGAUAGAACUGAAAGAAUCCAAACACGAGGUUUGAUUUUGAAUAAACUCCAUACAGCCCCAAAUGGCCAAAUGAAACCGAAACACACUCACCAAGGGUCGUUCGACAGCACCUUCGUAAUCCGUCUUCUGGAGGCGUCAUAGUUUGUUGAAUCAAAGCAUAUUGGUUCGCAUUCAUUUGGAUCCUUUUCUAAGAGUAUAUAGAUUGUGGUUUUCAAAUGCUGCAAACCUCUGCCCUAACUAAAUAUCAUCGUUAAUUGCGAUUGCGUCCAAAAACAUUGUUGUUGCAGCAGCAAUUGUGGAUUUUGGACCGCUAUUUUUAAAACCUACAUUUGAUAUUUGUGCAUAUAUAAUGCAGAAUCAGUGUGUGCUCAAAUGCUAAUUCUUGCUCUUAACUUGGACACUUUUUUUUUUCCUUGUUUGUUCCUUUGUAACAGUGAAACAUUUUGUAAAUUAACGUGCUUCCCAAGUAGCUGGACACGAUGUAUUUCCUGUUUUACAGAACCUUUCUUUCAUGCUUUAGCUUCUCAAAUAUAAGAUAGCUAGGAUUUUUGGUAGAAAUUUAUAGUACUUCAAAAGAAUUAUUUGAAUUUUAAUACUGUGGUCUCUAUUUAUGCCAUCUUUUUAUUGUUAAAAGAAUCUCAUUUAUGAAGCUUCAAUUAAUUUUAUCUUUUUCUUUUUCUUUCUUCUGUUUGCAUAGUGGUUUAGGCCCUUUAGGGAGGCAUUGCAGAUCAGUUUCGGCUUACAGAACUGAUAUUAAGUGAUGUAAGCAUAAGCCUCUAGUAUAUAUUCAAGCACUUCCUUAUUGGUUUUUCUUAGUAAUAACAAUUUCAAUCACUUCAACUUUUGUUUGCUGGUAUUUAGUAUGCUGUACAUCGUGUAGGAUAGACCUAUGAAUCUCUGGUCCCAGAAUAUGCAAACAGAAUUAUUCUGUGGUCUUGAAAUUGAGGGUAUUAGGCAGCCUUCCCCUUAAUCAGGAGCGAAAUGGAUAAGAUGUACUAGAUAAUUAUUUUUAAGUCAUCUUUGACUUCUCAUUUAUGGAAUGUUUCUAGAUUUUUGUUGUGCUAGUUGUUAACUUUUGUUAUGUCAAGAUAAAGUUGGAUAAAUUUAUCACCAUUUAUAUAAUAUAAACUUUGAGGUGUGUUUCUUUUCCUUUAUGAUUCCUUGUAUGUAAUUUACUAUCACUGCUGACUUGGUCAAUUUGGUUGUCCUUGUGAAAUGUGAACUCGUAUUUCCUCUCAUAAAUCAAUUUCAGUUUUAAACUUUUUUUUACUUCUAAAAUUGAACUGAACUGAACUGUAAUUUGAUAGUUAAUAUGCUUCUGUUAGGAGGGAAAAGGUAGGUAGUUCAAAUAUUUUGGAGGGUUUAAGUGUGAUAAAUAAAUAAAUAGCAGGAUGCAAGGAAGAAUAUUCAUUCAGAUUUUUUAGUUGUUUUAUUCUGAGCAUUUAGCUCAGUUGUGAAAGGGUAACCCUUGGAGGAGACAUCACUCUGCUGUUCUCAAUAAAACUGUUCAAUUUCAUUGCUUGUAUUAGAAUACGUGAAAAUAUUCAAUAAUAUAUUGAUCAUUUCUAUGUAUUCUUAGAAUUAUUUAGAGUAUCCAAUAAUAUCUAGAUAGCGUGUUAGAAUAUUUUAGGUUCCAUAAACACUACGUUAAAUUGUAACACGUCACAAUGUCAACAGAAUAUUAAUUCAAUUUCAAAGUGUCAUCCCUCAAUACCUAAAACGCCGUAGUCUUAAUGGCUUGUUUCUAUCAAUUUCUCUUUACUCUUUCCUGGGUUUGUAACAACUGUAUGUUGUUGAUUUUAUCAUAUUUGCUUGGAUGGUUAAUAUUCUUGCAAUCAGCUAGAAAUUUUUCCCUAAAUGCAUUUCCAAUCACAUAUUUGUCUUUUGUAGCUCAAUUAUCUUUGUUUAUGAAUACUUACAUGAGGUGUAAUUUUGAGGUUCUAAAUGGUGUACUAGAAGUUUGGUUUUGAUAGGCCAAUGUAUGGGAUAUGGCUUAGUUGUUGUUGUUAUUGUUUUCAAUUAUACAAUGAGAUGUAUUAGAAAUGGAUUGGGUUUAACUCACAGCCAAAGCUAGCCCAGAGGGCAAGGAUUGCCCAAGUCUUAUAAGUAGUAUUCUGGUUUCUAGACAAAGUGUGACAUUUUAACAAGAUGUUUCUUAUUCAUUGUAUAUCCUCUUCAUUUUUCAACAGAUCAAUGUUGCAGACAGCAUCUGCCCCUAGCUUUUGCUUAACCUAUCAUAGGAACCUUAAUUAUCCUUGUUCUUUAACAAAGCCUUUGGUUAAAACGUUAUCUGUUUGCUGUUCGAUACCAAAUGCAAACAUUGGAACUAAAGUGGAAUAUACUCCUUGGCUCAUUGUUGGCUUGGGUAACCCUGGAAACAAAUAUCAUGGCACUAGGCACAAUGUUGGAUUUGAAAUAAUUGAUAGCAUUUCUCAAGCAGAAGGAAUUCCAAUGAACACAAUACAGUCAAAGGCCUUGAUUGGAAUAGGUUCUAUAGGAGAAGUACCGGUUUUGGUGGCAAAGCCCCAAACAUACAUGAAUUUUAGUGGGGAAUCAGUCAGGCCACUUGCUUUGUAUUACCGAAUACCUUUGCGUCAUAUCCUACUAGUUUAUGAUGAAAUGAGCCUUCCAAGUGGUGUUCUAAGGCUUCUGCCUAAAGGUGGACAUGGACAUCACAGUGGAUUGAAAAAUGUGAUGUCUCAUUUGGAUGGUUCCCGUUAUUUUCCUCGACUUUCUAUCGGAAUCGGAAAUCCUCCGGGAAAUAUGGAUGUAAAAGCAUAUCUUCUACAGAAGUUCAGUUCAGUGGAGCGUAAGCAGAUCGAUGCUUCAUUGGAGCAAGGAGUUGAAGCUGUAAGGACCUUAGUGCUCAGUGGGUUUAACCACCAUAUCUCUAGAUUCAAUUUAGAGCAAAAGUACAAGUACCAUAAAGUUUAAUUUCUCUCUUAUGUACCGCCCGUUUUGGGCAUAGAUGAAAUCCAAGGUUACCUUACUGUGUAUGAUAGCAGUCUUACCUAAGAAAACAUUGUC